Messenger RNA from Penicillium brasilianum, 930 nucleotides. Lineage: Eukaryota; Fungi; Ascomycota; Eurotiomycetes; Eurotiales; Aspergillaceae. The record is from the annotation of a GenBank genome assembly.
AUGGAGGGCAUUUUCGCAAAGAUAGCUAAGGACACCAUUAAGUUCGAUAUCGGGGAUGACGAGUACUGGAGAGGCCUGUACGAGCCGCUGCAUGCAAGUUCCUAUGAGGGCAUUACCACGGUGAAGGACGAGGCGUACGGGCCGGCUGAACGUAACCGGCUCGAUGUAUACUUCCCUCUUAACGACAAAAAGGAGGGAAAACCAGUCAUUCUAUUCGUGCACGGAGGUGGAUUCUUUUCUGGAGGUAAAGGAUGGAGUGAAAAGAUCUGGGGGAAUAUCGGAUGGUUCUUCGCUAAGCAUGGAUAUGUUACUGUACUGGCAAAUCAUCGACUUGUCCCCAACGUCACCUAUCCUGGAGGAGCCGAAGAUAUGCAGAUGGCUCGGGAGUGGAUUUUCCACAACAUUGCAGCACCAAAGUACGGGCAAGGAUCGCCAGAGAAAGUUAUCCUUCUCGGGCACUCCUCUGGUGGUGCCCAUCUAGCCAUGAACCUAUAUGCCGCAGGCGAUCCAAAACGAACACCGAAGUCCCCAAUUUUCCCCCCGGUGGCGGGACUCAUCUUCUUGAGUGUACCUUUCUGGUGUGAUAUGAGAAAGCCUGUCCGAAAUAAAGUUUUUCGCAGUUAUUACGGGACGGAUGAUGAAAAAGUCUGGGGGCCUCUGUCCGCACUAGGACUAUUUAAAGCACUGCCAGGUGAUUCCCCAUUGCUACCAGAAACGGCUAACGCAACUGUGGCCUUCUUCAACGCCUAUCGGGAACGAAGUGUUCCUACUGGCACACUACCAAUCUUACAGGUGCAGGAGAAACAUAAUCAUAUCACCAACGUCUUAUCCAUUGGAACAACGGAUACUGCACAGGGUGAGAAGCUACUGGACUUCAUGCAGUGUUGUCUGGAUAAGCUUGAUCAAAGAAAACAGCAGGCGCUCUUAUGA